CUGCUUUACCCAAAACCGAAUUCUCCCCUCUUUACCGUGCUGAUCCGGGGUCCGACAUUGGCUCUGGUGGUCAUCUAUCAUCCUCUCUGUUGGCUCGGGGGAAAAAAAAGCAAGCCACCCAGCAUACUUGGGGGGCAAAGUCAUUAGGUCCAGCAAAACAAUUUUAAUAAAACACAGAACCUAAUUAAGAGGACAAGAGACCAAAAAUCCUCUAAAAAGCCCUCCACCGCCAAAAUGUCAGAUGAGCAAACCCUCGCUCAGCGGACAGCCUCGAGCUUCGAUAGGCUCGAAAACUUCAACUUUCUUCUCUCUCGACACGAUCCCAACCUGGCCAAGAGUCGACAGUACUCCUUUGAUGCAGAAUCGACAGCUUUGGCCUCCUUUCAGAACUUGAAUAUGGAUUACGACCAGACCGAGGGAAUGGGCGGCCUGUCCGUCAGUUCAUAUGACAGCAUUGAGGACGAGCGCAGUCCGAUCGAUGUGCGAGGAUAUCCGCAUUAUGAUCAAAUGCUUUCCUAUCCAGCUCACCCACUCUACCCACCCAUCUCAUAUGGGCCCCCAGAUGAUCUGGCGCAGGUCCCCGGGGCCCUGACGCCAUCUGAUGUCUCCUCGUCCAUAUCACCUCCCAACGGUGCCAUCACCAAUACCAAAUACAGCACACAGAUUCACGGCGACCACCUCGCGUCGGCUCUCAAUCAGGAAGAGGGUGUCCGUCGCGCCGCGGAAGAAGACCGCCGGCGCCGGAACACGGCCGCCAGUGCCCGGUUCCGCAUGAAGAAGAAGCAACGCGAGCAGACGCUGGAACGCACCGUGCGCGAGACGACCGAGAAGAACGCCUCGCUCGAGGCUCGCGUGGCCCAGCUCGAGAUGGAGAACCGAUGGCUCAAGAACUUGCUCACCGAGAAGCACGAAGCCAGCUCGACCCGGUUGGCGCCCCCGACCGACAGCAGCGCCUUGACCUCGAAAACCUCCAGCGUCACCGGCCCAGGACAGAAACAUAUCCAGCCCAAAAAGAAGGGCGUGGGCACCGACAGCUGAACCCGUGUCAAAUCAAAAGAAAUCGCAUAAAACCUACUUAUUGAUUCUCCACUCACGCGACAUGUCGAGUCCCUUGCGCCUUCAUUAGUUUGCGGAUUCCGUUUGACGCUGUGCUUCUUCGCAUCUGUUUUUAUCUCUUUGUAUGC
Molecule: messenger RNA, 1184 nt
Organism: Aspergillus uvarum CBS 121591
Lineage: Eukaryota; Fungi; Ascomycota; Eurotiomycetes; Eurotiales; Aspergillaceae
Product: bZIP transcription factor
Exons: 2
Coding region: 235-1038 (267 amino acids)
Biological process (GO): regulation of transcription by RNA polymerase II
Cellular component (GO): nucleus
Molecular function (GO): RNA polymerase II transcription regulatory region sequence-specific DNA binding; DNA-binding transcription activator activity, RNA polymerase II-specific
Source: RefSeq, a predicted model, not a curated record